AUUGCAUUCCCAACAUUGCGGACGCCAUGCAGUUCACGGAGCUAAGCGAACUCAACCACAUGGUGGGGCUCAUGCGGCUAGCGGCCUGCAACAGCCCGACAUUCCAUGAUCGACAAGACUCGGAGGUGGAUCGGAUCUACAAUUCGUCGCCCAAAAUGGAGUCGCAGCUGCGCAAUUCGUGGAUUGAUAAGAUGACUGCCUUCAAGCCUCUGGCAUCCACCUCGUCGUCCCCCACGGGAGGCAAAAAGUCACCCAAGGGUCUACGUAAGGGAAACAGCUCCAGUAUUUCGACAGCCAACAAUGGGAUGGCGGGAGAUGACGCAACAGUCAAAACACGAGAGGGCAGAGAGAAGAGCGUGACUUCCAGCAACGUGUCAAGACGACGCACUUCUACCCAGGCUGGACGUACUGAAAAGAAGGGCAGCGCGGCUGCCAGUGUGAAGAAUGAAGACAAGGAGAACAAGGAGUCCGGAGCAGACAAGAAGAAGUUGGACGAUGGUUUUACCUUUGAGAAGGAGGAGGUCCCACCGAUCUCUUUCCACGAGUCCUCAAUGCUGGAUAAAGCCCUCAAGGGUCCAGCAGCUGGGGGUGGUGCAAGGCCGCCUAUGAUGGGGGCGGAUGGAGGCGCUGUGCUGCACCUGACGAUCUACUUGCCAACAAGAGACGAGAUGAAGAUCGAUCUGUACGACGUAUCAACAGUGGAUGAGGCUAUUCAAGAGCUAUUGCGUGUGCAUCAAGUGGAUGCUCGUCAACCAACACUGUAUUAUGGUCACCCCGAGUGCUAUGAACUUCGACUGCAUGACUCCGACGGUAUUCCAGAUGAAGAUUUUCCCGCGCUGGAUCGAUCGAGGAAGAUUAAGAACUUCGGUGAUGCUGGAGGCCACGAGUACUGCUUGUGCGAGCGUCCUGACGCGUGUCCGCCUUCGGGCGACGCUCCUGCCGAUGUUGCUGCACCUGCCGCAGCUGCAAAGCCCAGCGCUGCGGCUACCAAGGCCCCUCUGCCAAACGACAAGGCUUUCCUCAAGAUAUUUAUGCCGAAGAGCGACGACUACACGGUGGUGGCAAUUGACGGCACGACCGUGGGCCAAGACUUGCUUCCUACACUCAACAAAAAGCAUCGACUCCAGCUCUUCCAAGAGCUUUAUGUGCUUAAGAUCAGCGAAGCAGACCGCGAACGAUUGGACCUUGCCAGCGAUGAGAUCGAUAUGCACACCAAGCUGCGCCCACUUAAUCUCCACGAAGUUACACUCGCCACGAAAAUCUUCGCCGAUGCUCCCCAGAUCUCCGCUCCAGCUCCGUCCGCCGUGGAGGAAACCGCAAAUGUCGACAGUCGUUCCCGUCCUCCUCCCGAGACGUUUAUGUUCAACGAUGUUACAGCAGCCAUGUUCAAGGAAUGGCACGUUAUCAAGAAGAACAAAUACGGCAAGAAGCAGCAGCGUAUGCUGGGUAUCGAUCUCAACAAGAUCUACAACCGCAAAGUGGGAGAGCGCGUCAUCACAUCGAGCAAGUCCACAAAGAUUGCGGAGAGACCGAUGUCUGGUGUGGUGUGGGUUCGCUUCAACCAAGAUCCAUCCGAAUUCCAGAUCUACUUUAAAGACAGCAUCGAGGAGAUCAUCACAGACUACACUGCAGACUCGCCCUACGAAUGCGCCGAGAUCGUCGCCAAGCUCAAGUACAUUCUUUCGCGUCGGAAAUGA
This is a messenger RNA of Phytophthora infestans T30-4, 1697 nucleotides long. RefSeq lists its product as uncharacterized. Gene Ontology annotation, biological process: TORC2 signaling. Gene Ontology annotation, molecular function: phosphatidylinositol-4,5-bisphosphate binding. Bases 72 to 1697 code for a protein of 541 amino acids. The record is from RefSeq and is a predicted model, not a curated record. Gene Ontology annotation, cellular component: plasma membrane; TORC2 complex; cytoplasm. The transcript has 8 exons. NCBI's taxonomy places the organism in Eukaryota, Oomycota, Peronosporomycetes, Peronosporales, Peronosporaceae.